AUGUCUGGCAGACAGUAUUCGAAUCAACGCAAGCCCGGGCGUGAGCACUGGCCGCUCUAUCCCAAGGGGUUCAUCGCUCUUCGUAUUGUUCAACUAGUCCUCGCCGUCUGCGUCCUGGGUCUUGCUGGCUUUUCCGUCGCUCUCAUAUCAAUCGAUGGACUUCAUCUCAUUCUCUUUGUGGCUAUCGCUACCCUCAUCACUACUAUUUACCUGAUUGUCGCCCAGUUUGGCUCGCCGGCGUCGUACAACUAUUGGGCAGUCCUAGCCUUGGACAUAUUCUUGCUUAUAUUCUGGCUCAUCUCGUUUGCCUUGCUGGCGACUGAGAUCUCAUUCCUAAGCACGUAUACCUUUUACUGCAAUGGCGGCUACGAUAUUUGCACAGUCUCGGAUGUCUAUCAAGCUUGUGUUGCUGCUGCGGCUGGAGUCGGUGGCGUAGAGUUUGCGCUUUUCAUCGUUUCCCUCGUCAUCCACAGCGUCAUGAUCCACAGACACAGAAAGGCAGGCCUACACUGCAACCCGGUCCACUCGUCGUCUGCCCACCACGAGACUCAGGCUGCCAUCCCCCUUGGCGCAACCUCCAACAAUGCCGAGAAGCCCGCUCCUCAGACGCACAGCCUGCCAUACCAACAGGCUCAGCCUGCUCCGGGCUACGCACAGCAGCCCCAGGCCACCUAUGUCCCCUCUCCCACUCCGCCCGCCGCUGCCUAUAGCUCGCCUCCUCAGCAGUAUCACCAGCCGCAGCAGCAGCAGCAGAUCCCUAGUCCCCUAACGCAGCAGCCCACGGGUGCUUCGGCGCAGCACUUUAGCCAGUAUUCUCCGCAGAACUCUGGUCCUCCUUACGAAGCACCUGCGCAGCACCCAAAUCCGGGACCCUAUGAGGCGCAGACCCAUCACUAA
Pestalotiopsis fici W106-1 is the source of this 897-nucleotide messenger RNA. RefSeq lists its product as uncharacterized. The record is from RefSeq and is a predicted model, not a curated record. The coding region runs from base 1 to 897 and encodes 298 amino acids. The transcript is spliced from 3 exons. Lineage: Eukaryota; Fungi; Ascomycota; Sordariomycetes; Amphisphaeriales; Sporocadaceae.